AUGAGCAGUGGUCCUACUACGGUGGGUGUUUGCACAAAAGUUUUGGAGUUCCAUCCAUUCCUAAGUAGCUCCGCGUGUGAAACGACGAAUGAAAGUUGUGGUGUAUUGUCUUCCGACCAGGAACAUUUAGUUGGCGGGUGCUGUGUAUGUUCCGAUGAUCAGGGCUGGGCAGAAAAUCCUCUUGUUUAUUGUGAUGGAAAAUUUGACGAAAAAUUUUGUACAGUAGCCGUUCACCAAGCUUGUUAUGGAAUUGUUAGUGUUCCAGAAGAUUCGUGGUUUUGUGGUCGAUGUGAACUGAAAGACUUUCGAGCAUCUUGCCAGUUAUGCCCUUCUAAACAAGGCGCGAUGAAAAAAACAAACACUGGAGGUUGGGCGCAUGUUGUUUGCGCGCUAUAUAUACCAGAAGUUGAAUUUGAGAAUGUGGAGACUAUGGAACCGAUUAUAUUGACAAAAAUGCCUGUUGAACGCUAUAAAUUGACAUGUUAUAUAUGUGAGAAAAAUGGCACACUGAAAGAAAGCAUUGGUGCAUGCAUGACAUGUAGUAGUAAAGGAUGUAAAACUUCAUUUCAUGUUUCAUGUGCACAAACAGCUGGUUUAUUAUGCGAAGUUCAUGGACAAAAACCAAGAGAUAAUGUCAAAUACUGUGGUUACUGCGAAUUACAUCUUCCCACCAUGAUAAAAUCGAAAACUAUUCGUCAAAUUCCACCGUUUAAACAUGAUCAAUCAUCACCCGAAAAUGGCCGAUAUAAUAAACAAUUUUCAACAUCUAUCUGUGCAAAUAAAAAAAAAUUAUUUACAAAAACAACAAAAAAUAACAGCAUUCACUUACUAUCGGCAGCACCGUCGCUAACACCGAAGGACUCGGAAGAAUCUGAAAAUGUAUACAAGGAACAAACGUUAUUUGCAGCACAAUCUCCGACAUCAUUAAUAUUGCCAACAGCACCAAGUCUGGCUGAUUUUGUUGCUGCAUCGAGAAAAGACUCAGAUACAACGUGUGCAACGGAGUCAACUUACGAUUGUUCAGUUUAUAAUAGUGAUCAAUCGACAUGUCGUGGAAAUCACGAUGAUCAUUCGAAUCGCAUUCGCAAAGCCUCCACAAGUUCGUCAUCUUCAUGUUCGCCAGCCGAUCAAUCCACCAAGUCACCUAACUAUAAGCGACGACCUCAUUCUUCCUCAAGUUCAUCGAGUACUUCAUCAAAAAAGAAAAAAAAUAGUCAGGUUCGAUCAUUAACGGAUUUGUCGCAAUUUGUACAAUUGACAAAACAAGAACGAAACUCUCAGUUUCUUUCACCGCAACCACCACCGCCAUUAUCAUCGAAAAAAAUUGAUGAUGAUUUGGAUUCAAGUGAUAGAAGUGGAGAACUCUUAAUUAAUGAAGAUGUAUUAGACAAAGAUAGCGAAAAUAUGGUAGAACAACAAUCAAAAAAGUUGAAUGAAAAUUUGACUGUGCAAGAAAAAGAGCUGAAUGAGAAAGAAGAAAAACCACUAGCGGUACGACGAAUGGAUAAUACGAAAAAAAUCGAUGUCCAAAAACAUCGCCAAUUAAAUGAUGGCACAACACCAGUGACUCGAAUAACAGCAGCAUCAAAAAAAUAUUCUGGUGCAUCGCUUCCACAAGUAAAAGUUGAAAUGAUUGAAGAAGAAGAUAUGCAAAAACGACGAAAAAACAGCCGUUGUUGUUCAAAAGAGGAUAAUUCUAAAAUGCAGCAGCAACCAAGACAAAAACGUCAGUUAUCAAUAAGUUCAGAUAUUACUAAAAAUAAUCGAAAAUCUAAACGAAAGUACUCAACAAUAUCUGUGAAUAAACAACAGCAGCAUCCUCCACUGCUCAACGGUGAUGUACUACGGCGUGGUAGUAAAGAAAAACGAACUAAACUGAAUAUGAAUAAUCAUCAUAAUAUGAAACAUCAGAAAAUAAAUAAUAAUGUAAUCACAAUGAAUGAUAAUAAAACAAUGGAAAAUUACCAUGAUCCAAAUAGAUCAUCGAUUUAUUAUCAAUGUGAUCAUUUUGGAAAUCAUAUUAAUGCAGAUAGUAUAACUGAAAACGAACAGCGAGAACACAGUGAACAUUCACCGCCAUUCACCGAUUCUAUUCUUGGGUUGAACAAAAAUUUUCAUUGCUCUUCGUCAACGGAAACGUCAAAUGGACCGAUAAUGACGAAUAAAAAACAAAUUUCGCCCAAUCAUCCUGUGCCAAAAUUCUUUCCAAAACGCCCAUUACACGAUUUCGUUCUGCCAACAGCAACAUCUCACAUAAACACACAAAAACCAUCUCAAUCAUCAAAUUCAUCAUUCAUACCUCAGAGUCUAGAAGAAUUUCUUGAACACGAAUGGGAAAUGUCGAGUGAUUUUGUUUUACAGCAAACAAUUCCCUACGAUGUAUCGUCGUUAUUAUCAUGUUUAUAUCAAUUUCGUUCGGAAAACGCAUCAUUAAAUCAGAAAGUAGACGAACUAAAAGCUCGACGUGAUCUAUUGCGUUUACGGCAUUCAAAUCUAAAACGACGUUUAGUUGAAAUCUUUAAUCCUCCUCAAGCACAAGAAGCAGGAGAUAAAGUUCCGAUUGUUUCCACUACCACUGAACCAAUAAUAUCUCUUAAACGUCCAAAACUUGAAUUUGUUUCACCAAAAGAACAAGAUAAACGACUAAAUUCAGAUCAUGCUUUACAACAGCAGAUAUUACAACAAACCAUUGUACCAACUGUUUCAUCUACUCCUCCACGUCAUACAUCUCAAAAUACUAGUAAUAUUGUUGAUUUGUCUCGGUCAACUCCACAAGUAUCACGUCAUAGUCAAAAUCAUUCUCCAUGUGCACCAACAUCUUAUACUACUAUGAGAAAACCAUCUCAACAAACACAUUCUAUUCUUGAAAAUCAACUUCGUCAAAAUGUCAUGUUAAAUAAUAAAAAAUCAGCAAAAGCUCAUCAUACUUCUGAUCAACAACACAAAAUAAAUGCAGCUGCUGCUAGUUUGUUACAACUGAAUAAAGUUAUGAAUAAACAUCAGUCUCCUGCACGUUCAUCAUCCAGUUCUGUAAUAGCACCUCCAACAGCAGACAAUACGUCAUUGACACCGUCUAGAGAAAGACGAAUAAGUUCAUCGAGUUUAACUGUUACUUCAUCUACUCACCAACGUCAUCCACCACAUAUAAAUGGUAAUCAUUCAUCAUCAUCUUCAUCAAGUCCAUAUGAACAAGAUGUUUAUUUAUCAAAAAAUUCUUCUCAUACAAGUGGAACGAAUUUAGAUUAUUUACAAGCAAUUUUAGCCGCUGGCGGCGACGGAGGAAUACCACCGAAUUUCUUACUAGCACCUACAUGGAAUAUUCAUAAUUUUGGUUUUGCCAACUUUUCGAAUUCAUCAAUGAUGGAUGAUACUGUAUUGCGAAGUUUAUUCCCAAAUCCAAGUUUAAACGCUUUAGAAAACGUUCAACAACCACCACCAUCACAUCAUCAGAAACAAUAA
Molecule: messenger RNA, 3459 nt
Organism: Didymodactylos carnosus
Lineage: Eukaryota; Metazoa; Rotifera; Eurotatoria; Philodinida; Philodinidae
Source: the annotation of a GenBank genome assembly